This is a messenger RNA of Helicoverpa armigera (cotton bollworm), 3055 nucleotides long. RefSeq names its product aminopeptidase N. The record is from RefSeq and is a predicted model, not a curated record. Gene Ontology annotation, molecular function: metalloaminopeptidase activity; peptide binding; zinc ion binding. Gene Ontology annotation, biological process: peptide catabolic process; proteolysis. Gene Ontology annotation, cellular component: cytoplasm. The coding region runs from base 130 to 3033 and encodes 967 amino acids. Lineage: Eukaryota; Metazoa; Arthropoda; Insecta; Lepidoptera; Noctuidae. The transcript has 19 exons.
UCAAUUCAUACCCGAUCGUGUCGUCGUGUCGUGUCAUAUAAAAGCCACUUAAUAGUACCCCCACUGUAUCGUGAGGUCGGUCAGUCAGUCGCAGGCCAUCUGCGGAACACUACACUAUAACCACACAGAAUGCGUUGGCUUGGCACCCUAGCGGCGGCCACGGUGCUGCAGCUGGCCUGGUGCGCGGAGUACCUGCUGCCUGGCUCCGUGGUGCCUCUGCACUACGACCUGAAGUACGCCUUCGACAUAGAUCCGAACACCAACUUCAGUUUCUAUGGCGUCGUUGAUAUUUUGCUCAACGUAAAAAAACAGACAUCAAAGAUAGUACUCCACGCCAAAGAUUUCACUGUUUCCGAAGAUGGCAUUAGCAUCAUGGGUUCUCAACUCUACAAGGUUGUGGGGACCAAGAUCAAUGACACCUAUAACUUGAUGACGAUAAACCUGGAUGGUCAGCUGGUGGAGGCUGAGAACUAUACGUUGACGAUACCGUUCUAUGGACACCUGAAGCCGGGGUUAGAUGGGGUCUACAUUAGUACUUAUGUCAAUAAGCAGACCAGUGAGAAAGAGUACCUAAUAGCGACACAGUUCGAAGCGAUAUCGGCCCGCAAAGGGUUCCCGUGCUUCGACGAGCCCAUGUACAAGGCUACGUACACCAUCACCAUAGGACAUCAUAAGGACUUCACCGCUAUAUCUAACAUGCCUCUGGAAAGGGCAUCUGAGGAGAGUGCAAUCGCAGACACCUGGUCAUGGAAUGAAAUUGAGAAUGCUUUUAAAAAGCCAAAGUCCGAUUUCAUGUGGGACACGUUCGAGAAGUCGGUGCCCAUGUCCACAUACCUGGUGGCCUUCGUGGUCUCCAAGUUCUCGUACGUGCAGAGUCCUGCUGAACUGUCCACUACCAAGUUCAGGAUAUGGGCCAGGAAUGACGCUAUGGAUCAGACUGCCUACGCCUCAAUAACCGGUCCCAAAGCGUUAUCCUACUUCGAGGAGUGGUUCAACGUGUCCUACCCGCUGCCGAAGCAGGACAUGAUAGCCAUCCCUGACUUCGCAGCCGGCGCCAUGGAGAACUGGGGCCUCAUCACCUACAGGGAGACGGAACUGUUGUAUGAUGAGAAGCAGUCUUCGUUCUUGAAUAAGGAGAGGGUUGCUGAGGUAAUAGCCCACGAGCUAGCCCACCAGUGGUUCGGCAACAUCGUCACCAUGAAGUGGUGGUCAGAUCUGUGGCUGAACGAGGGCUUCGCGACCUUCGCAGCCUCCGUAGCUGUUAACCACGUGGAGCCCACCUGGUCGGCAGACAAGAGUUACGCGGCUGAUAAUAUGCUGUCUGUGUUGAAUCUUGAUGCUUUGGAGUCUUCGCAUCCUGUGUCAGUCCCUAUCGAUGACCCGAAGCGUAUCUCUGAGAUCUUCGACGAGAUCUCGUACAGGAAGGGCUCCACGCUCAUCCGCAUGAUGACCAUGUUCCUUGGUAACGAGAUCUUCAGGAAGGCUAUUAAUAACUAUCUCCGCAAGUAUUCAUACAACAAUGCAGCCCAAGAUGACCUGUGGCGUGAACUGACGGCCGUCAGCGAGCAGUACGGGGUGCUGCCCAGGAACGUCUCCGUCAAGGAUAUCAUGGACACCUGGACCACACAGACUGGGUACCCCAUACUGACCGUCAACAGGGAUUAUGAGGAUAAGAGUCUAACUAUACAACAGCGGCGCUACUUCUCCCUUUCCGCCAAAUCAUCAACCCGUGUCUCGUGGUGGGUGCCACUCAGUGUACUAUGCGAGCCCGAGGCCCGGGGCAAAGCCCCCGCCCUGCAGUGGCUCGCCGACACCGAGGGGGGCGAAACCCUGCAGAGGUUCACCCACGCCUCUGAUAGAGACCAGUGGGUGCUCUUCAACUACGAUAUGAUCGCGCCGUACCGCGUGAACUACGACCCUCGCAACUGGCAGCUGCUCACCGCCGCGCUCAAGUCUCCCGACUACAGCCACGUGCCCGUCAUGGGCAGGGUUCAGCUCCUGUCUGAUGCAUUCGCGUUAGCAUGGACUAACCAUCUGGAUUACAAUACUGCGCUCAACCUUGCCAGUUAUCUUCAACGCGAAAAGGAAUACCUGCCUCUCUCCACGGGUCUCAAAGCUCUGGCCAAGAUCGAGAACGUUCUGAAACGCACUCCCGACUACGGCGCCUUCCAGAAGUUCGUGCGGAAACUGAUAGGGGAGACGUAUGAGAGAGCUGGAGGAAUGGCCGCUAAGAAGAUUCUUAAUGCUAAGGAUUUGAACAGUGUUAAGAUGCAGGUAACAACAAGUGCCUGGGCAUGUCGCAUGAAGGUGCCGGGCUGUGAGGAGAACGCCAUGCAGCUGUUCCAACAGUGGAUGGACACCGAGAACCCCGAUGAGAAUAACCCCAUCCCGCUGGACCUGCGUCGCACAGUAUACUGCGUGGGCGUGGGUCGCGGGUCGGUGCUGGCGUGGCGCUUCGCGCUCGCGCGGGAGCAGCGCGCCAACGUGGCGGCCGCCAGGGAUGCCCUGCUGCAGGCCCUCACCUGUACCAGGGAGAUAUGGAUACUGGCGCAAUACCUAGAGUGGACGAUCACGGAAGGCUCGGAAGUGCGUCGCCAGGACGCGGGUGCCGUCAUCGCGAACAUCAUCCGCUCGCCUGUAGGAUACUAUGUAGCUAAGGACUUUGUGUACGAGAGGAUCGACGAUAUUUAUAAUGCGUUCAAGGGUCAAGCUCGCCGUAUAGGACACAUCAUUAAGAUUCUUUUGGAUCAGUUCACAACGCAGUCUGAACUCGAUAACUUCCUAUCAUGGCGCGACAAAAACGCCAAGUACCUCGCGGAGUCGAAGCUGAGCGUGGAACAAGCCAUCGAGAAGGCGCAGGUGAACAUCAACUGGAUCUCCAAGAACAGGCGAGCCGUCGUCGACAAGCUGCGGGAGUUCUCCACACAAGACGAGAAGGACCGAGCGCUGCGGCUGACGCAGAGCGCCGCUCCUGCCGCGCCCGCGCACGCGGCUCUGGUGGCCGGCGCCGCGCUAUACUUGUAUAUUGUAUGAGAACAUAUCUGUUUAUAUCGUG